CGUCGGCCCAACAGCGGUGCUGAGGGCUCCCUCGGCGGCCGCGCCUGGGCAGCCCUCGAUGCUCCGGUCGCUGCUCCUGCUGGGCCUCUUGGCGUGCGCGUGCUCCAGCGACAGCGCCCAGUGGAAGGACGAGGACUACGAGGACGACGGCCUCGAGGUCCAGCAACCCGCCAUCGCUGGCAGUGCCAGCGGCUUCAAGGGCGUCGGCGCGAACUCCUCCGAGGCCGGCGCCAAGGCGGCGGCCCUGAAGGUGCCCGUGAAGUACGGCACCUCGUGGAAGGAGCUCGUCACCGGAGGCAGCUGCCCCGACGAGACGCCUCUGACGCCGAAGACUAGCGAUGCCGCUGGGGGCGUGAUCACUUGCGAGAAGACCUCGGCCGGGGGCCGCAAGCUCAAGUUCCCCGCGGGCAUGUUCGACAUCGACGAGCAGGUGGUGGUCCCGGCCAACACGGAGAUUGUGGGGAACGCGAACCCAGUGGACCCAGACGAUAAGGAAAAGGAGCCGGACAUCGUUGACCAGACCUACUUCAUCGCCACGAAAGGCAUUACCGAGGACAAAGAUGCAGCGUACUGUGGCACCGGGGGCAACAUGGGGCCUGGAGAUGCGGAAGCCCUCCGCAUCGGCUUCCUGCUCAACUCCAACACCACCGUCAAGUACAUAAGCUACCAGGGAAAAGACAAGGUCCUUGAAAUGCUCCUCUCUUUAUCUCAUAAUUUCGUCGCGUCCGCGUUCGUGCCUCUCAUGUGGCCAUGGUAGCGCCAUGCUGCAUUUGUUGUAACUGUCGUCAUAACAUGUAUUCUAUGACUGGCGACCGGGUCCCUGGGCCCUGGGGCCCCCACUUUUUCAAAACUCCCCCCUCCCCCGCGCAACCCUUUUAGUCCUUAGCGCCCGCGGGUCUUUCUGAAAGCUCCAGAGCGUUCCCUGCGCCUCGAGGGACCCUCUUGCCGCCCGCAGCGGACGCCCAGAGGCCGCCAGGACGGCCCAGGAGCGCACCAAGCCGCC
Prorocentrum cordatum is the source of this 1003-nucleotide messenger RNA. Lineage: Eukaryota; Dinophyceae; Prorocentrales; Prorocentraceae. The record is from the annotation of a GenBank genome assembly.